CGGCAUGAGCGGAUUAUAUGAACUCAGGGUCAUGCAUUGGUUGUAAAUAUACAGUUUUUAUGCAUACAAAUCGGGCAAAAUCAUUGCAACAAAAUGCAUCGUGUAUUUUCUUCGAAAAUAUGUGUGUCAGGGUUAUCGUUAGUAGUUGGCGUCGGAGUAGGAGCUGCUUGGAUGGGAUCAAACGCGAAAGAUGACAAGCGGCAUGUACUUCGGUCAAACCGAGGACUUCUGGAUCGGGUCCCUGUCAUACCUAUCCCCAGCGUUGAUGCUUCCGAACUGAUACCGCACCAGCCAGGUCAGGUAGCGAUGUCCAAAUCCACAGCAGCCAUGAAGUACGGGUUUCCCUCUCUGGCAAACAUUAAAACCAGGGAGUCUUACGUGACAUCCUACGACCCCAGAAAUAGAACGGCCUCGUGGGUUAUAGAGCAGAUGAGCCCUGAAACACUCUAUGGCCAGUCAGACCGUAAAUUCUGUGAGUUCAAAGAAGAUGAGUCGGUACAUGUUUACCACAGGGCGACUAACGCGGACUACAAAGGGACCGGUUUUGACAGAGGACACCUGGCAGCCGCUGCCAAUCACAAAUGGAGCCAGAAAGCAAUGGAUGACACCUUCUACCUCAGCAACGUGGCACCUCAGAAUCCUCAUAUGAACCAGAAUGCUUGGAACAACUUGGAGAAAUACUGUCGCUCCCUCUCAAAGCAUUAUGUGAAUGUCUUUGUGUGCACGGGACCACUCUACCUGCCAAGGCCAGAGCCGGACGGGAAGAUGUACGUGAAGUACCAGGUGGUGGGCAAGAAUAACGUCGCCGUGCCGACGCACUUCUUCAAGGUGCUGAUCCUGGAGAAGCCGCGGGGCGAGGUGGAGCUGCGCUCCUACGUCAUGCCCAACAUGCCCAUAGAUGAGAAGAUCCCCCUGGAGCGCUUCCUGGUGCCCAUCGAGAGCAUCGAGAGGGCGUCGGGGCUGCUGUUCGUGCCCAACAUCAUGAAGAGAACCAGCGCCCUCAAGGCCAUCACCAUGGGCGCCUAAUGAACAGAUUAGUAGUUUUUAGAAGGAGACACGGACGCGCACCAGUGGGGUUUUGUAAUGUGCUGGUCACAGGAUACAUGCUUGUAGAUCGUUUGAGAGAGGUACAACCAGUGGCAUCAUAAACAAGGUGUGUGCUGCCUCUUUCAGUUUGUUUACGAACUAAUGAGCAUAACUGACAUGCUGUAGCUCAAUAUCAUGUCAUCAUUCGAACUAACACCCUGCUGUUUUGUGCUCUACCUACACCAUGACGAGAACCAGUACCCUCCAAGCCAAUAAUCAUGGCCUUCUCAUGAUGAGAACCAACACCCUACAGGUAAAUAACCACGGAUGUCUUAGAAAAUGAACCAGUGCUCUGAAAGGCAUGAGCCACCAUGGGGCCUGCAUGGAGGACAGACCUAAGGAGAAAAGUACACCACUCACUGACUAGUACCUCAACUGAACAUGUCACAGUUGUGGCGCACACAGACCUGUUUGCUCAUAUUUUAAUUUAUUUGACUAAUGUUUUAGCUUUGGUUUGCACUGUACUCCUGAAAGAUCCCUAGUGACCAUGAAUCUAUGACUAUUCUGUUUUUCAAAUCAAGAGUAAUAAGAAUACUGUGUGCUGCCCAUUUGAAAACACCAUGUUACACCUUACCAAAAUAUUCUCAAUGCCCCUUGAGAAGACAAAAAGUUCUGAUGAUGUUUCUAGCUUCCAUCAAUCCAUAGUCUGUCGUAAAGGUCGUAGAGGGUGUUUGCAAAAAUGCGACUUUUAGAGUCUUGUGAACACUUCUGUGACAGUAACUGCAACUGGUCUACGUUCUGUAUGUCUGAAACUGUGCAGUGCACACAGUCAUCGCGUUUGACAGCAUUGCCAUUUAAUCAGCUCUGUUGUGUUCUGAGUUUGAAUGUUCACAAAGUGUUCCUAUCCGUGCUAAAGUAAUUCUGAGGAUUUAUGUUACAAGUUUGAAUCCUCCAAGAAAAUCGUACCCGAGCAUCACUGAGCUCCCUGACAGGAUUGUGACAUCCAUAAUAUGCACUGAUGCAUUUGCUGACAACUCUCAAUUCACCACAGAAAAAUAAAACUACACUGGCAGAUGAUGGACUCUAACCUGA
Molecule: messenger RNA, 2118 nt
Organism: Engraulis encrasicolus (European anchovy)
Lineage: Eukaryota; Metazoa; Chordata; Actinopteri; Clupeiformes; Engraulidae
Gene: endog
Product: endonuclease G
Exons: 3
Coding region: 94-1026 (310 amino acids)
Biological process (GO): apoptotic DNA fragmentation
Cellular component (GO): mitochondrial inner membrane; nucleus
Molecular function (GO): RNA endonuclease activity; nucleic acid binding; metal ion binding
Source: RefSeq, a predicted model, not a curated record